AUGUCCCGCUGGGUCGCCCGCUCCAUCCACCUCCGCCUCCUCCCCAUCCUCUCCCACGCCGUCGACGCCCGCUCCCCCGUCGACCUCCAGGACUUCUCCAUCUCCAUCUCCAUCUCCAUUUCCACACCCCCAAAAGCUUCGAUCGCCAUGAGUCCCGUGGUGACUAAGUCCUCUCCAACCCUCGUACCCCCCGCGUCGCCGACCCCGACCUCGACGCUCCUCCUCCCCCUCUCCUCCAUCUAUCGCGCCGCCAACGCGCGCGUCUCCGUCGAAUUCAUCCAGGUCUUCUCCGCGGCGGCAGCGGCGGCACCGUCGCCGCCAUCAGAGAGGGUCGCCGCCAUUAGAGAGGGCUUCGCCCGCGCCCUCGUCCCCUACUUCCCCGUCGCCGGGAGGAUCAUCGAGAGCGUCCCCGGCGAGCCCAUGGUCGAGUGCUCCGGCGACGGGAUCUGGUUCGUGGAGGCGGAGGUCGAUUGCGCCCUGGACGACGUGAACCAGCACGCGCGGAGCGGGCGCUGCUCCCGGCUAGAGGCCCUCGGCCGGGCUGCGGCGAUCCGCCGACAUCCCGCGGAAGCUCUACCCGGCGAGUCCCGCGACACUCGGUAA
This is a messenger RNA of Ananas comosus (pineapple), 603 nucleotides long. RefSeq names its product acyl transferase 9-like. NCBI's taxonomy places the organism in Eukaryota, Viridiplantae, Streptophyta, Magnoliopsida, Poales, Bromeliaceae. The record is from RefSeq and is a predicted model, not a curated record.